This is a messenger RNA of Clavispora lusitaniae ATCC 42720, 3771 nucleotides long. Its product is annotated as DNA-binding ATPase. Gene Ontology annotation, molecular function: ATP hydrolysis activity; ATP-dependent chromatin remodeler activity; DNA binding. The record is from RefSeq and is a predicted model, not a curated record. NCBI's taxonomy places the organism in Eukaryota, Fungi, Ascomycota, Pichiomycetes, Serinales, Metschnikowiaceae.
AUGUCUCGAUUAGAUCGCUUGGUGGUUCUCUUGGAAACAGGAUCCACGCCGUUCAUAAGAAACACAGCUGCUGACCAGCUAUCAGAUCUAGCCAAGGGCCAUCCUGAAGAUAUCAUCAGCUUGUUGGGCCGUGUAUAUCCGUUUCUAAAAGCUGAAAAGUGGGAAACCCGAAUUGCUGCAGCCAAAGCUUUUGGAGGAAUCGUCGCCCACGCGCCUCAGUGGGACCCAAAUUCUGAGGAAGCGAUUGAAAAGGAGAAGCAGCUCCAAAAUAUCGAAAGUGCCAAUUCUGCUGAUAACGAGCCCACAGUAAAGUUGGAACAAGAUGAGGAGCUUCGGAAACUCGACGAGAAUUUACUGUCCUUGGUUACUUUUGACUCGUGGAACUUGCACGAGCUUUUGAAAAGCGGCAAGAAGUUGUUAGCGUCCGGUGGCACAGAAUUCGACGCCUCGUCCAAAGAUAAUGCUCUCCUCAACCGAAUCAAAAAGCACAAACCCCUUAUUAAGCAUGACGAAUACUCCCCCUCUCCAGUAUCGCUGGUGAAAUCGGAAGGACAGCCAGAACUAAAAAGGGAGGAAACAGCGUCGCAGUCUCCGCAACCGGCUGAACCCAAAUCAGCUGCAGCCAGUGCUAGAUUAAAAGCCAUGCAACGAAGAAGAGCCAAAGUCAAUGCCAAAUCAAACGCUUCAAAAGUUGCGCCUGUUGAUUUAUCACAGUCUUCGAUCUCACGGAAAUUGGUUGAGGAUGGCGAAGUCGACCCUAACGUAAAACAAGAAGAUGCACCUCAGUUUGAUAUAACGUCGCAACAAGGCGGAUCAAAGUUGGUUAUGGAAACGAAAGCACCUGAACUCUCUCCCUUGAUUUCACAGCACGCAAAGGUCGCUGGUCUUGUAUGGCAAUUUCAAGGUGUGUACGAAUUGCUCUUGAAUGACUUGUUUGACGAGAAAUGGGAAGUGCGCCAUGGUUCUGCUUUAGGAUUGAGAGAGUUGAUGAAAUCUCAUGGAACCGGUGCUGGAAGAGUAAUGAACAAAUCAAGAGAAGAAAACGACCAGAACAAUGCUGCUACAUUGGAAGAUUUAGCCGUCAGAAUCUGCACUUUGUUUGCUUUAGACAGAUUUGCAGAUUACGUCAACGAUACUGUAGUGGCUCCGGUACGUGAAUCUGGAGCACAGACGUUGGCAGCUCUCUUGAUCCAUCUCAAUAUCGAGACAAUCUUGAAGACGUUUUCUGCUUUGCAAUCCUUAGUUUUGCAAGAGCAACCAGAUAGCUUGGAUAUACCUCGUUGUUGGGAAGCGAAACAUGGAGGAAUGUUAGGAGUGCGUUACUUCGUGAGUGUGCGUACUGAUGUUCUUCUUUCACACCCUGAGCUCUUAGAUUCGGUCGUCUUUAUGGUUUUGCAUUGCUUAAAGGAGAGCGAGGAUGACGUUCAAUCUGUGGCUGCCUUAACAUUAGCUCCAAUCGCAAGCGAGUUUGUCAAAACGCGAAAGGAAGUGAUACACUCGCUUCUAGAAGUGGUUUGGGAAUGUUUGUCAAGUUUCGAGGACGACUUAUCUGCUUCUAUCGGUUCUGUUAUGGAUUUACUUUCCAAACUAUGCACUCACAAAGAAGUCAUUGAAAUCAUGCAGUCGGAGGCGACUUUGAACUCGGAAAAUUCUUUUGAAAACCUUGUCCCUCUCCUUUUCCCCUUUUUGAGGCAUUCAAUUACCAACGUGAGAAAAGCAUCCCUUAACACAAUUCUUGAAUUUUUGUCCAUCGAAGACCAGUCUACUAAGUUGUGGAUCACAUCCAAAGCAUUACGAUUGAUAUUUCAAAACCUACUAGUUGAGCAAAAUGCAGAGGUAUUAAAAUUAUCCCAAGAGGUUUUCAACAAGCUCAUCUUGGAAAUCAAAACCAACCCCAACCUUGAUUCGGUGGAGUCAUACUUCACUACUCAUUUGCAUUCAUUGAUUACGUUGAUAAUGACACCAAUCGGAAUCGCUAGACACAAUUACCAGAUGAACACGCACCUUUUUAUGAAAACUUCCGCGUCCAAAUAUGAAGUUGAGCAUAUAAAAGAAGAAUCAAGCGAACCAAUAUCGGAACCAAACGGAACCCCGGAAGCCCCUACCAAACGCGGAAGGAAAAGGAAAGUCGAACCUCCCAAGUCUGCUAUACCUUCCAACGAUGAACUCAAAAUCAAUAUCGAUGCACCAAUCUAUAAUGGUGAUGUGAUGUUUGUUGGUUUCGACGUUUUCAUUGCUACAAGAACUGCUGCAGCGCAAGCUUAUGGUACAGCAUUAGCACAGAUGUCAAGUGAAGAGACACUUCAGAAAAUCUUUGACAGUUUAAAAAAUUGCAUGAACUCUCCGCAUGGGACACCUCGCCUCUUUGGUGCUAUUAUCCUCGAGGAAUAUGCGAAGGCUUUGAGGUCUGCGGGCCAACAACCACUGUCAAGCGCACAAGAAUUUAUUACAUCCAUGUUAGAAACAUUGAGCGCUCCAGAAAGUGUUCCUUAUUUCAGGGAAUUAGUGCCAAUAUUGAAGAGCGUAAGAACUUCGUGCUUGCAACUUUUCGAUGUGCUUUUGACGAAAGCAAAAUUACCUCCCAACAAGGUUCCACAACUACCGGUUAUUGUCCAAGGAGAAGCGGGAUGUGGACCAGGAGCAUUUGGCAUUGAAAGUGCAGAAAAGCUUAUUAAUGAAACAUAUCCAAAGUUGAUCAAAUCUUUGUCUGCCACAUACCGUAUUUCUGCAAAUCAAGCAUUGGAAGAUUCGAAACAUAGAAUCUUUGUUGCGUUGGAAGAGGCUAAACUAGUAUCUAACCAGCGCUUAACCAGCAUCUUAGCGGCAUAUUCUGCCGCAGUUUUAGCAUUGGGUGGUGUACCCAAAAAACUUAACCCCAUUAUCAGAUCCUUGAUGGACAGUAUUAAACUGGAAGAAACGUUAUUGUUGCAGCAAAGAUCUGCCAAGGCCAUCGCACAACUCAUUCAUGAGCUCAAUUGUGUUGGCAAGAAGGGUGCGGCUGACAAAAUUACCAAGAACUUGUGUGCUUUUAUUUGCGUUGAUACCUCUGAGGUUCCAGAGUUUAUCCAUCAUGCGAAAUUGAAAGACUCGAUAUUAUCAUUGAAAAAAGAAGAAGCGAAGACUGAUCCUGCGGACAUUGCUGCACAUGAAAGAGCAGUCCAUGAAGCGAGAAUCAAAAGAAAUGGUGCGCUCAUCGCAAUGGAUGAGAUUAUCGCUAUCUACAAAGACUCUUUCUUUACGGAGCUUCCUAAACUUAAGGAAAUUCUUUUUGAUCCGUUGGAUGUGUUAGAAACUUUAGGUCCAGAAACAGUGUUGGAAGAUGAGCAGAAGGGCCAAAAUAUCAUCGAUGCAUUGGGAGUGUUGAGAGCCAUUAUUCCCAAGUUAGAUCCAGUGCUUUAUGCCGAUAUCGCAGCAAACUUGCCAAAGCUUUUGGGCGGUUUGAAGAACGUUCUUUCUGUUUUCAGAUACUCUGCAGCCAAGUGCUUUGCCACUAUAUCUUCCGUGCUCCCGUCUAAAGCGUUUCCAUUCUUGGUGAAGAAUGUUUUGCCUAUGCUCAAUAAUGCAGGCAAUUUCAGAGAGCGUCAAGGUGCAAUUGAGGUUGUGUAUCAUGUUUCCAGUACGAUGGGUCCCGACAUUCUUCCGUACAUUGUGUUCCUUAUUGUUCCUGUUUUGGGAAGGAUGAGUGAUGCCGACCAAGAUGUCCCGUAUUUUGGCCAGUACCACUUUUGCAUCUAUCAUCAAGUUAGUACCUUUAGAAGCAGGUAUUCCUGA